GCUCCGCGCGCUGCGGCCAGUAGGAUUCGGUCAGCGGGAGGGAGCGGAGCUCGAGGCUCCGGGAGAAGACGGCAGGAGAAACAGCCGCCCAAAUUAACCAGCGGCGGGGCGACUGAGCGCGUCACAGGCUACCUCGCCCGGAACAGCGGCGCAGCCCCCGGGACCGGAGCAAAGGCGUGGUCGCCGGCUAGUUCGAGGGUGUUUUUGGGGUGUUCCUUCGUUGUUUUCCCCCGUGUUUGUCACGGAGGGAGGAGGUGGAAACGCACCGCCGCCAUCUUUGGGACUGACUGUAGGAGAGCGCAGCGCCUGGGCCGAGGCUGAGGUCGGGGAGGAGUUUGUUCUCAAUCAGCGACAAUAACACCUUGUUUUCACAGCAAACACAUCGACAACAACGGCAGCUGGGGCCCCGGGAGGAGGAAAAGGGAAAACCGAAACGCCGAGAGCCCGUUUCUCCUCCUCCUCCCUUCCCCCCCGCGGUCUGCCCGAGCCCUUUCCCUUGGAUACGGGACUCGCUUCUCUUCCUUGUAAACCUGCUCUUUCGGACGGGUGCCCAUGCGAACGAGGCCUCGCUCCUGCAGAUGAGCCAGCGGUCGGGGCGGCAGCGCAGUCGCACACCCAGAUAGUCCCCGGCCCGGCUUGGCCUGGGAGCAGGAUGCCCUCCACCAGCCGCGCGGGGAGCCUGAAGGACCCAGAGAUCGCCGAGCUCUUCUUCAAGGAGGACCCCGAGAAGCUCUUCACAGACUUGCGAGAGAUCGGCCAUGGCAGCUUCGGGGCGGUCUACUUUGCCCGGGAUGGGCGGACCACGGAGGUGGUGGCCAUUAAGAAGAUGUCGUACAGCGGGAAGCAGUCCAACGAGAAAUGGCAAGACAUAAUCAAAGAAGUAAAAUUCCUGCAGAGGAUACAACAUCCUAACAGUAUAGAGUAUAAAGGAUGCUACCUGCGAGAGCACACUGCCUGGCUGGUUAUGGAGUACUGUUUGGGGUCAGCGUCAGACCUGCUAGAGGUUCAUAAAAAGCCUUUACAGGAAGUGGAGAUAGCAGCUAUCACUCACGGUGCUUUGCAGGGGCUAGCCUACCUUCAUUCCCACAACAUGAUUCACAGAGAUAUCAAGGCUGGGAAUAUUCUCCUCACGGAGCCUGGCCAGGUGAAGCUUGCUGACUUUGGUUCUGCCUCUAUUGCCUCUCCCGCCAAUUCCUUCGUGGGGACUCCAUAUUGGAUGGCCCCAGAAGUGAUCCUUGCCAUGGACGAAGGGCAGUAUGAUGGGAAGGUGGAUGUCUGGUCUCUUGGAAUUACAUGCAUUGAAUUAGCGGAAAGAAAGCCUCCGCUCUUCAAUAUGAAUGCGAUGAGUGCCUUAUACCACAUAGCGCAGAAUGAGUCCCCAACACUGCAGUCUAGUGAAUGGACAGAUUAUUUUCGAAACUUUGUCGACUCUUGCCUUCAGAAGAUCCCCCAGGACCGACCCACCUCUGAGGAGCUGCUAAAGCACGCCUUCGUGCAGCGGGAGCGGCCGGAGACGGUGCUGAUGGACCUGAUCCUGCGCACCAAGGACGCGGUGCGGGAGCUGGACAACCUGCAGUACCGCAAGAUGAAGAAAAUCCUGUUCCAGGAGGUGCACAACGGGCCGGCCGCAGAGGCCCCCGACGAGGAGGAGGAGCCCGAGCACGGUGUGGGCCGGACGGGCACGGUCAACAGUGUGGGCAGUAACCAGUCCAUUCCCAGCAUGUCCAUCAGCGCCAGCAGCCAGAGCAGCAGCGUGAACAGCCUCCCAGAUGCGGCUGACGACAAGAGUGAGCUGGACAUGAUGGAGGGUGACCACACUGUGAUGUCCAACAGCUCCGUCAUCCACCUCAAACCGGAGGAGGAGAGUUACCAUGACGACCCCGAUCCCCACAGCAGGCCCUCAGAGCCGCAGUCCCCCCCGGCACAGACCCCACGGCACAAAUCCCAGUACCGCAACCGAGAGCAUUUUGCCACCAUCCGCACUGCCUCUCUGGUGACCCGGCAGAUCCAGGAGCACGAGCAGGACUCGGAGCUGCGGGAGCAGAUGUCCGGGUACAAGCGCAUGCGGCGGCAGCACCAGAAGCACCUGAUGGCGCUGGAGAACAAGCUGAAGGCCGAGAUGGACGAGCACCGGCUGCGGCUGGACAAGGAGCUGGAGACCCAGCGCAACAACUUCGCCGCCGAGAUGGAGAAGCUGGUGAAGAAGCACCAAGCCGCCAUGGAGAAGGAUGCAAAGACCUUUGCCAACGAUGAAAAGAAGUUCCAGCAGCACAUCCAGGGCCAACAGAAGAAAGAGCUCAGCAGCUUCUUGGAGUCGCAGAAACGGGAAUACAAACUGCGCAAAGAGCAGCUCAAAGAGGAGUUGAAUGAGAACCAGUCGACCCCUAAGAAAGAGAAGCAGGAGUGGCUGUCGAAGCAGAAGGAGAACUUCCAGCACUUCCAAGCCGAGGAGGAGGCCAACCUCCUUCGGCGCCAACGGCAGUACCUGGAGCUGGAGUGCCGGCGAUUCAAGCGACGGAUCCUUAUCGCGCGGCACAAUGUGGAGCAGGAUCUGGUGCGAGAGGAGCUGAACAAGCGGCAGACCCAGAAGGACCUGGAGCACGCCAUGCUGUUGAGGCACCACGAGUCCAUGCAGGAGCUGGAGUUCCGGCACCUGAACACCAUCCAGAAGAUGCGCUGCGAGCUGAUCCGGCUGCAGCACCAGACCGAGCUCACCAACCAGCUGGAGUACAACAAGCGCCGGGAGCGGGAGCUGCGCAGGAAACACGUCAUGGAGGUCCGCCAGCAGCCCAAGAGCCUCAAGUCUAAGGAGCUGCAGAUUAAGAAGCAGUUCCAGGACACCUGUAAGAUCCAGACCCGGCAGUACAAGGCACUCAGGAACCACCUACUGGAGACAACGCCCAAGAGUGACCACAAGGCGGUGCUCAAGAGGCUGAAGGAGGAGCAGACCCGCAAGCUGGCCAUCCUGGCUGAGCAGUAUGACCACAGCAUCAAUGAAAUGCUCUCCACGCAGGCCCUGCGUCUGGAUGAGGCUCAGGAGGCGGAGUGUCAGGUGCUGAAGAUGCAGCUGCAGCAGGAGCUGGAGCUGCUCAAUGCCUACCAGAGCAAGAUCAAGAUGCAGACCGAUGCCCAGCAUGAGCGUGAGCGAAAGGAGCUGGAGCAGAGAGUGUCGCUGCGCCGCGCCCUCUUGGAGCAGAAGAUCGAGGAGGAGAUGCUGGCCCUGCAGAACGAGCGCUCGGAGCGGAUACGCAGCCUGCUGGAGCGCCAGGCCCGGGAGAUCGAGGCCUUCGACUCAGAGAGCAUGCGCCUGGGCUUCAGCAACAUGGUGCUGUCCAACCUGUCCCCUGAGGCCUUCAGCCACAGCUUUCCUGGGGCCCCCAGCAGCUGGUCCCACCAUCAGGCCGGCUCCCAGGGGCCACACUGGGGCUCAGGGGGGCAUCACGGCCAUCACCACCAUCACCACCACUCGGGGUCUGGGCAGGUGGGGGGUCCCCCGCAGGCAUGGGGCCACGCCAUGCAAGGAGGGGGCCCUCAGCCUUGGGGGCACCCUUCCUCUGGGCCCCUGGGGGCUGUGCCGAGGAGCGGGGGGGGCAUGGGAGUGCGAAACAGCCCCCAGGCGCUGCGGCGGACGGCCUCCGGGGGGCGCACUGAGCAGGGUAUGAGCAGGAGCACCAGCAUCGCCUCGCAGAUAUCCAAUGGGUCGCAUCUGUCCUACACAUAGAGCGCCCCCACGCUCCAGGCGACACCAUGCCAAGAGGGUAGGGUCCUGCUGCAGGGUCGGGGGGAGACCACGGGGCACAGGUGGGACAGAGGGGAUGAGGACCUCAGCAUUCUCUCUCCUUCUGUUCCUCUUUCUCUUCCAUCAUCUUGCUGUAUGCUUACAUACAGACACAUUGUGAUGGAUACACAUUGCUCACACCACAAAGAGAAAGUAUGAUUGUUCUGUAUUUUUGAGCAAUAGACCUAUCUAUAGACCAAUUUAAACAGGCUAAUAUCAUUUUGUUUGAUGUGUGUGUGUGUAUAUAUAUAUACACAGAUAUAUGGGAUGAUUGCAAACAAUGCACUAUAUCAGUGGAACAAAAUUUUAUCGAUUCUGCAUUGUGAGCUCCACUCAGCCCUCCAAGGUAGCACUUUAUAACCAGCUGGUGGGGCUGUUGCGUUGGCCAAGGGGAUUUUUAAAGAUGUUUACGCUCCUUACUUGAUUUUUUUGAUCAGCAUAUAUGGUCUGAUAGAAAUUUCUUAUUUUUCUCUCCUGUGGUGAAUUGUUGCUGAAUCAUUUUGUUUCUGUGUGUAUAUUAUACACAUGCAUUUUGUUUAUAUGUAUAAGAAGCCACUGCCCAUGCUUACACUAAUGUCACACAGAAACCACUGCCGGAGGUGAAGGUCUCUAUACAUCUACUAUAUGUGCUCCAUGCUUAUGAAGUCUCAGGUUCUGCUCUAGUACAAGAGAGGACAGUAUGGUUGACAGAGCCUGUUCAGAAUUUCUUUUGGGAAGCUGAGAUCCAGCUGGCAACGGUCAUCCAGGGGCAGAGCUGAUGGCCACCUGCAGAGCCGCACGCGGGUGUUUCUAGCGGUUUUUCGGAGGUUGUGCAGUGCUGUCAGUGUGCAGUGACCAAGUAGCAGGGCUAAAGCCCCUUCUGGUUCCCGUUGUAUCUCAAGACCUUCAGCAGACCGAUGGAUCUACACUCCCUCCUCCUUCCGUAUGCCAGCAGUAUAAUGGAGACAACGUGACAGGGAGCAGCUGUGUGUGCAGGCGCUGUUGUUGGAUCAUCGCCUUUUUUCAGGGUCUUUGACAGUUAGGGUUGUGCUUCAUUCAGGGUGCAGUGCUUGUAAUGGUUAGUGAGGCCUGGAUUAAAGUAGGUGUCCUGUUCAUCAAGCAAAGGCAGAGAGGGGUGUUGCCCACCAUGUGAAUGAGCUUGAUACCCCUGGAGAAGAGCUGCUGGAAAACCGCUCCAGUCCUGUAAGUACAGGGCAAUUUAAUUCUUUUUUUUUUUAAGUGCACAUCUCAUUAGACCUUAGAAAAACAAUUGGGUGUCUUUAUGUAAGGACUGCCCAAAUAGUUUAAGACCACAAAACCUUGUAACCAUCUAUCAGCAGAUUGCGUCUGAAGAAUAUGUGUUUACUGUUUUCAGGCUAACCAGUGAGUUGUUAUCCAGAGGACUGGAGCAGGGUGCCUGCAAAUCUUGCCCGUCUGCUUUGGAAAGUUGGCAGGGGGUCCGAGUGGGUAGCUGGUCCAGAUUAAAGCUAUUUACUGGGCGAUUUGAGAACCUGGCAUCUGUGCCUAGAAGAGACAGUCAUGCCAGUUUGUCCAUGUGGUGGUAGCAGUUAAUAUUGAAAACUGAUGGCAUCCUAGUGUGUACUGGUAUUUAAAAGAGCAAUCCUGUGCUGAGCUGUCAACAGCAGGGGCUCAGGGAUCUUCGCUGGCAAAAAGUUUUAUGGAGAUCAGAAUUGCCCACUGCUUAUUUUUUUUAUCAUUAUUGUAUUUUUUCUGAUUUCAUUGCAAUUAGAAAACGUGAAU
This is a messenger RNA of Lepisosteus oculatus (spotted gar), 5518 nucleotides long. It is a transcript of the gene taok1a, whose product is annotated as TAO kinase 1a. Gene Ontology annotation, cellular component: cytoplasm. Gene Ontology annotation, biological process: regulation of cytoskeleton organization; protein phosphorylation. The record is from RefSeq and is a predicted model, not a curated record. Gene Ontology annotation, molecular function: ATP binding; protein serine/threonine kinase activity. Lineage: Eukaryota; Metazoa; Chordata; Actinopteri; Semionotiformes; Lepisosteidae.